AGUGCGGUUGAUAAAAUUGAGACUAGGUGCCACGCGAGGUUAGUCAGCCAUGGGUGUUCCGGCUUUUUUCCGAUGGCUAAGUAUGAAAUAUCCAUCAAUUGUUACUCAUUGUGCAGAGAAACGCGGAGCUAUUUUGGAUGAUGAUGGCAAUAGAUCACCUAUAAAUACGUUGGAACCGAAUCCAAAUGGAGAAGAAUUUGAUAAUCUGUAUUUGGAUAUGAACGGUAUUAUCCAUCCAUGUACUCAUCCAGAAAACAAACCAGCUCCAAAAACAGAAUCAGAGAUGUUUGUGGCUAUUUUUGAAUACAUUGAUAGACUAUUCGCUAUUGUUCGCCCUAGAAAAGUGUUGUACAUGGCCAUCGACGGCGUUGCUCCGCGUGCUAAGAUGAAUCAACAACGCUCCAGACGUUUUCGAGCAGCCAAAGAGGCGAAAGAAAAGCAAAUAACUAUUGAGCGUUUAAGGAACGAACUAAUUGCGAAAGGAGCACAUCUUCCACCUCCUAAGGAAGAACACUUUGAUUCAAAUUGUAUUACGCCAGGAACACCAUUUAUGGCACGCUUAGCUGUUGCCUUAAGAGGGUAUAUAUAUUCUCGUUUGACAAAAGAUCCAGGAUGGAAGAAUCUAAUGGUAUUCUUGAGUGACGCAAAUGUUCCUGGUGAAGGCGAACACAAAAUCAUGGAUUUUAUCAGACGACAAAGGAAUAAUCCAACUCAUGAUGCUAAUACUAAGCAUUGCUUAUGUGGCGCUGAUGCUGACCUUAUAAUGCUUGGAUUGGCCACACAUGAACCAUAUUUUACCAUUAUUCGUGAAGAAUUUAAACCAAACCAACCAAAGCCAUGUGAUUUAUGCGGCCAGAUGGGUCAUGAGAUGGAGGAUUGUGUAGGUGCUCCAAGAGAAGAAGAUCCAAACGAAGGUCCUCCUCCCUUACCCUCGGGAGAUGUGGAUUUCAUCUUUAUUCGGUUGGAUAUUCUAAGACAAUAUCUAGCGGAAGAUCUGAAGUUGGCCGGCAUUACAUUUGAGUGGGAUCUCGAAAGAGUGAUUGAUGAUUGGGUUUUCAUGUGUUUUUUCGUUGGAAACGACUUUCUCCCUCAUCUUCCGAGUUUGGAAAUCCGCGAAGGAGCGAUUGAUCGUUUGAUUGAAAUCUACAAAUCGACAGUUCAGAAAACGGGAGGGUGGUUGACUGAUAGUGGACGCGUCAAUUUGGAGCGCGUCCAACUUAUUAUGGUUGACUUGGGGAAGAUGGAAGAUGAAAUCUUCAAAAAUCGUCGUGAAUCCGAACUACAAUUUCGCAAAAGAAAACGUCAAAAUGCUUCCGGAAAUGGUUGUGACAGAAACCAACACGGAUUCGCUCCACAACGAUUAGGUCACCGUCCAUCAUAUGAAGUUGCGCAAUCUGGCAUUAUGGAACCAGUUUCUCUAAAAGGACGGUAUGGAAUAGCCCACCCCAAAGGUCACUAUGCCAACCAACCUGUCUCUGCUGAUGAGUUAUUAGCUGCACGGCGUUAUCAGAGUAGUUUUCACGAGAGUGUUAAUUGGGUGGAUAGAAACUUAAAUAACCUUGAGGCAGCAACAGCAUUGAAGGCUAUGUUAAGACGUGAUAGACCUCCCGAAAACGGAACCUCAAAUACUAGUGAUAAUUACGUUCCUCCUCAAAAAAUACAUCGGGGUAGUUCUAAUAAUAAUCCAAGUCAACAGUGUGUUUCAUCCGGUCACAACAACAAAUCAGGUAAUCAUCACGAUGAUGAGGAUGAGAUGAUGGAUGCCGCAGAUGAAGUACGAUUUUGGGAAGAUGGAUGGAGAUCACGAUAUUAUCAGUCUAAAUUUGGAGUUGACCCGACAGAUGCACCGGAAUUCUGUAUCAAAGUUGGUCAGGAAUAUGCCCUUGGUCUGUGCUGGGUCUUAGCCUAUUAUUACCAAGGCUGUGCUUCGUGGGAUUGGUAUUUCCCAUAUCAUUAUGCUCCAUUUGCUAGUGAUUUCUCCAAAAUCACAGAACUCGAUGUUGACUUUACUAAAAAAGAAACAAAACCGUUUAGACCACUGGAACAACUUAUGGGUGUUUUCCCAGCAGAUUCUCGUAGUCAUGUCCCUCCAGCGUGGCAGGACUUGAUGACCGACCCUGAUUCUCCCAUUAUUGAUUUUUAUCCGACCGACUUCAAAGUUGACUUAAAUGGCAAACGCUUUCUAUGGAUGGGUGUUGCUUUAUUGCCGUUUGUUGAUGAGGUUCGUUUAUUGAAAGCUUUGGAUAGCCGAAGAAAUCUUCUAACAAAAGAAGAAAUCGAAAGAAAUGUUCGUGGUUCAGAUCAGUUGUUUUGUAGAGUUGAUCAUUCCGCUGGUCCAUUGUUCCAUUCCCUAUACAAAGUACCAGCUGAAAAAGUGGAAAAGAAUGAUUUGGAAGAGAAUAUCAUACCAUCUUGGGCAUCUGCGAUUGAUCCACGUGUUACGUCUGGAAUUAGUGGUCUAAUUUGGCCUAACAAAAUGGCUUAUUUACCUGGAAGUCGUGUACCUAGUGCAGUCCCAGGUCACGUUCCUGAUUUAAAGGUUUCUGAAGCUGUAUCAUUAUUUUUUUCAGAUCCUCAGUAUCCAAAAGGCUUCGUUUUUCCUUCGAAGUUACUUGAAUCUGUUAAAAUGCCACCACCAGUUUACCUUCAACCUCCACAACGUGGCAGAGGUAGAGGGCGAGGGAGUUUUCGCAGUGAUGAACAUCGUGGACGUUUCAAUGCUAAUGCAGCUAUGCAGUACUAUGCGCGAGACAAUUCUUCAGAUAGGGAGGAUAGUGGUAGAGAUUUUUGUUCAAAUUCACCAAUGAGUAGGAUGGUUAUGAAUUCAUUACCACGUUAUCCGCAAAAUCGGGGUAACCACUCACAACGUUCAUUCAAAUCAGAUUAUGGUAAAAUAAAUAACAACAUCCCUCCAAAUUGGCAACCUGGAUCUUUCAAUCGUCCACCUCAAAAUGAUACCUAUCAUCGAGGUGGGUCUGUCUAUCGUCACCCUAGAAGUCAUCCAUACGCUAAUCCGUAUUCUGUGCAUCCUCCCAACUUCAGUACAGGUCUUUCCAGUUCUGUCAUUAGGAAUAACCGCCCACCAUGGUUGCCUCCAAAUGGUAGGCGUUAAUUAAGACAUCAAAGUCUCUUUAUUUCUUGUCCAUACUGUUUUCUUCUUGCAUUUUUAUUUUUUAUCAUCAUGAGACUAUGGUAGUUGUUUAUGAUGUAAAAAAUAUUUUGCUUUUGUAAAACAUAACCAAUAAAUGUUUAGCCUUUCUUUGCUGCUUCUGAUUGCGUAGACUUGUAUACUAGUAACUGUAAUAUUGCACUAUUAAACAAUAAGACUUUAAUAUACCAAUUUGUGUAUAUUAAACAUUACUGAUAAUUUGUCAAAUUUUUUUAUAGUUGUUUCUAUCAACAACUAAUAUUCUGUUCCAAAGA
Molecule: messenger RNA, 3423 nt
Organism: Schistosoma turkestanicum
Lineage: Eukaryota; Metazoa; Platyhelminthes; Trematoda; Strigeidida; Schistosomatidae
Source: the annotation of a GenBank genome assembly